Molecule: messenger RNA, 1325 nt
Organism: Pimephales promelas (fathead minnow)
Lineage: Eukaryota; Metazoa; Chordata; Actinopteri; Cypriniformes; Leuciscidae
Source: RefSeq, a predicted model, not a curated record
GGCAGCGACUGUAGACACAUUUAAAGCGGAGUGUUUAAUAACAAAAUCUGCUGAUCUUUAACAAACACAACACACCAAGUCAGUGAAUCAGUGAUCUGUCUAGAGGCAGAAUGAGCACAAAGGGUGGCACUGCCCUGUCCCGACGCAACUAUCGCCUGGCAUCCGACACAGACAAACCCAAAGUCACAGGUAUUGUCAAUGAGAAGUUACUGAGCGACUAUCUACACCAUGUGUUUCCUGCCUCCAGUAAGCAGGGACCAGCAUCGGCCGUGUACAGAAAAACCCUGACGUUCCAGGAUCUUGGAGCUCACCUGGAGAAGCUGCUGGCUGAAGAUACCGUCGCUGAGGACGGCAAAGAUCAGAUAGAAGGCUGCCUUGGACCUUCAACUGUUGUAUUGGAUCACAGCAGUGGGUUUGAAGGGCUGUUAUUUGUUGACGAUGAUCUUUUGGGGGUCAUCGGCCACAGUAACUUCAGCUCCAUCAGAGCCACCACAUGUGUUUACAAAGGGAAAUGGGUCUAUGAAGUUCUCAUCUCAUCUCAAGGCCUAAUGCAAAUCGGAUGGUGCACACUGAACUGCAGAUUCAACCAAGAGGAAGGGGUCGGGGACACGCCGGACUCAUACGCCUACGACGGAAACAGAGUCCGCAAAUGGAAUGUGACAACCACCAACUACGGCAAGUCCUGGGCUGCUGGCGAUAUUGUCAGCUGUUUGAUUGAUUUGGAUGAGGGAACGAUUACAUUUUGCCUAAACGGGCAGUCUCUUGGUGUUGCGUUCAGCAAUAUUAAGACGGGGCCGGGCGUCGCAUAUUUCCCUGCGAUCAGUCUUUCCUUCAAAGAGUCUGUAGCCUUCAAUUUCGGCAGCCGUCCUCUCAGGUACCCUGUGGAAGGUUACCUUCCUCUUCAAAGCCCACCAGCCACUGACCUCAUCAAAGCCAACAGGCUUCUGGGAUACCUCAAGACGGCUCUGUCCACCUCCAUCGACACUCAGGAGGAAAAGAUUGUUGAGAAAGAGAGCGGGACCUGGCAUCUUCAAGGAGAGCCCACCGUCCUGGUCACCCUCGCACAUAUAUUUAACCACUUUGCACCUCUCAUGUGUAAAGUGUACUUGGUGGAGGAUGUGCUGAUGAACUUCCUGUUGAGUAUACUGGAGGGAGGAGGAUCUGUCGACGAGCAUCCAUUCAUACAUCAGCUGCUGGACCUUUUCUGGCUUCUCAUGGAGGACUAUGAGGUGAAUGAGUGUCUAAAACAGCUGAUGAUGUCACUGCUGAGAGCGUAUCGUUUCUCUCCCAUCAUCCCUGAUCUGGGCUUUCAGGUGAGAAGCUGA